Aspergillus niger is the source of this 1164-nucleotide messenger RNA. RefSeq lists its product as uncharacterized. Lineage: Eukaryota; Fungi; Ascomycota; Eurotiomycetes; Eurotiales; Aspergillaceae. Gene Ontology annotation, cellular component: nucleus. Gene Ontology annotation, molecular function: dioxygenase activity; ubiquitin binding. The coding region runs from base 1 to 1164 and encodes 387 amino acids. The record is from RefSeq and is a predicted model, not a curated record. The transcript has 2 exons. Gene Ontology annotation, biological process: DNA repair; DNA alkylation repair.
AUGGAUCGCUUCGUCUCCCGGAAGAGGCCCAGGAGCCCUCCACCACCAACAACCACUGACGAAGACUCCACCGACCUGAAAUUGGCCCUCUUGAUGUCACUCUUCCCAACCAUGACCCUGGAUACGCUGAUGGAAAUCUUGGUUUCGAGCAAUGGCUGCGUGGAAACAGCCUCAUGCACUAUUAAAGCUCAAACUCAAACCCAAAUCCAAUUUGGCUCUGCCUCUCCGUCCAAGAAACGCGCAAAAACCGUCCCAGGAACCCCAGCCAUCCAAACAUGCUUACCAUCAACUUCCCCGACCACCAUCACCAGACCUCUCACAAAGAAAGGCCAAACCCUCCACCUCUAUUCCCCUUCCUCCAUCGCCACUCACACUCCCUGCACCCUAAUCCACAACUUCCUCCCCCCAUCACUCGCAAAUGACCUCCUCACCGAACUCCUGUCCGAAUCCCCACACUUCACCAGACCCCACUUCCAACUGUUCGACCGAACAGUCCAAAGCCCCCAUUCAGCCAGCACUUACGUCUCCACGCCAGAAGACCACCACUCCCACACCUCGGAAUAUACUUACGGCGGCACCUACCGCUCCAACGUCCGGCAAAUCACCCCGCACAUGCGCACCGUCGCCGCCAAAGUCCAACACACCGUAAACGAACAGAUCAAAGCCCGGGGCCCCAAACUGCCCUUCCAGUCACCACUGGAAUGGACCCCCAACGCCGCAUUCGUGAACUGCUACGCUGGUCCCACUGAAAGCGUAGGCUGGCACUCCGAUGAACUGACGUAUCUCGGCCCGAGACCCGUCAUCGGGAGCUUGAGUCUAGGCGUGGAGAGGGAGUUUCGCGUCAGGAAGAUUCUCCCUGUUGACACCGACAAUGAGGACGAAAACAAUGGUGAUGAUGGAGGCCAAAUCUCUAUCCACCUCCCCCACAACUCCCUCCUCAUCAUGCAUGCAGAGAUGCAAGAAGAAUGGAAACAUGCCAUUGUCCCUGCUAGGACUGUUAUUCCGCAUCCUGUCUCCGGUACGGCGAGGAUAAAUAUCACCUAUCGGUGGUAUCGCGAGUCGUUGCAUCCGCGGUAUACGCCCCGUUGUCGGUGCGGGGAGCAUACGGUUUUGAGGUUGAAUGGAAGUAUUGGAAGUAAGUCAUAUAAUCCUGCCUCGAUCUAA